This is a messenger RNA of Orycteropus afer afer, 1086 nucleotides long. It is a transcript of the gene FFAR4, whose product is annotated as free fatty acid receptor 4. Gene Ontology annotation, biological process: G protein-coupled receptor signaling pathway. Gene Ontology annotation, cellular component: membrane. Lineage: Eukaryota; Metazoa; Chordata; Mammalia; Tubulidentata; Orycteropodidae. The record is from RefSeq and is a predicted model, not a curated record. The transcript has 3 exons. The coding region runs from base 1 to 1086 and encodes 361 amino acids. Gene Ontology annotation, molecular function: G protein-coupled receptor activity.
AUGUCCCUUGAGUACGCGCAGGAGGAGGGCGCAAGGCCCCUACGCAGUCUGGAGCAAACCAACCGCACCCGCUUCCCCUUUUUCUCCGACGUCAAGGGAGACCACCGGCUGGUGCUGAGCGCUGUGGAGACUGUCGUGCUGACGCUCAUCUUUGCGGUGUCGCUGCUGGGCAACGUGUGCGCCCUGCUGCUGGUGGUGCGCCGACGGCGCCGCAGCACUGCCGCUUGCCUUGUGCUCAACCUCUUCUGUGCGGACCUGCUCUUCACCAGCGCCAUCCCGCCAGUGCUGGCCGUGCGCUGGACCGAGGCCUGGCUGCUGGGCCCCGUCGCCUGCCACCUGCUCUUCUACGUGAUGAGCCUGAGCGGCAGCGUCACCAUCCUCACACUGGCCGCUGUCAGCCUGGAACGCAUGGUGUGCAUCGUGCGUCUGCAGCGCGGCGUGCAGAGCCCGGGGUGGCGGGCGCAGGCGGCGCUGCUCGCGCUCAUCUGGGGCUACUCGGCGCUCGCCGCGCUGCCUCUCUGCGUCUUCUUCCAAGUCGUCCAGCAGCGGCUCCCCGGCGCCGACCAGGAAAUUCCAGUUUGCACACUGGUUUGGCCCAACAUUGCAGGAGAAAUCUCUUGGGAUGUCUCAUUUGUCACUUUGAACUUCUUGGUGCCGGGACUGGUCAUUGUGAUAAGUUACUCCAAAAUUUUACAGAUCACGAAGGCGUCCAGGAGGCGGCUCACGAUGAGCCUGGCAUACUCCGAGAGCCACCAGAUCCGCGUGUCCCAGCAGGACUUCCGGCUCUUCCGCACCCUCUUCCUGCUCAUGAUCUCCUUCUUCAUCAUGUGGAGCCCCAUCAUCAUCACCAUCCUCCUCAUCCUGAUCCAGAACUUCCAGCAAGACCUCGUCAUCUGGCCGUCCCUCUUCUUCUGGGUGGUGGCCUUCACGUUUGCCAAUUCAGCCCUAAACCCCAUUCUCUAUAACAUGUCACUAUUUAGGAACGAAUGGAGGAAAAUUAUUCGCUGCUACUUGUUCACAGAAAAGGGAGCCAUUUUUACAGACACAUCUGUAAGAAGAAAUGAUUUAUCUGUUAUUUCCAGCUAA